UUUUUCCUAGGUUUUUUUCUACUCAAACACAAAUAAAGUAAAAUAUAUUUUUACUGUAAUUCAAAUUAAGUUUCAAUGUCAAUAAUAAAAAGAAUCACAUUAGAGGAAGAAAUGGGAAAGGAUCCUCAAUUAAAGCUAUCCGAUAUACAAUUACUGAGAGAAUGGUACGAGAAACAACCACAUUUGCCAGAAAUUGAAGACAGCUUUCUCGCUUUGUUUCUUCAUAGUAAUUAUUAUCAAAUAGAACCAUCAAAAAAUACAAUUGAAAAUUAUUAUACAAGUAGAACGCAUUUACCAGAAUUUUUUUCUAAUCGAGAUCCGAUUGGAGAAAAAAGUCUACGACAAGUUUUCAAAGUCACUGCUUUUUUCCCUCUGAGUGGAAUAACGAAGGAAGGCUACAAGUUGGUAUAUGGAACAUUUCUGGAUGCCGAUCCUUCUCACUUUGUCUUGAAUGACGUUAUCAAAUAUUCCAUGAUGGUAGCAGAUUUAUAUUUUCUGAUGCAUGGUACAAAUAAUGGUUAUAGCAUAAUUAUCGAUAUGAGUAAAUUGUCUUUUGGUCAUAUUGCGCGAAUAAAUCCAUUGGCAGUCAAAAAAAGUUUAUUCUAUAUCCAAGAGGCAGCGCCUUUGCGUCUAAAAGCAGUCCAUAUCAUGAACGCGCCACCCGCCAUGGAAUUGCUUUUGAAUAUUGCCAAACCUUUCAUGAAAAAGGAGCUGUUGGAUAUGUUACAUUUUCAUUCAUCGUUGGAAAGUAUGUCCCAAUCCAUCCCGAUAGAUCUACUACCGAAUGAGGUGGAUGGAAAAGGAGGUUUCAUACAAGAAUUAGCCGAAAUUGAAGUAAAGCGACUCGAGGAUUAUCGUGAAUGGUUCCUGUUAGAGGAAACAACUGAACGCGUUAAUGAAAAUUUGAGAAUUGGCAAAAGCAAAUCAGCGAGUGAUUUGUUCGGUGUGGAGGGUAGUUUUAGAAAACUCGAUAUAGAUUGAUAAAGAUUUAUAACCUUAUAUAAUAUAUAACUAGAGUAAACUACGAUAUGAUGAUCAUGAACUAUAAUUCUUCAAAUUUUUCCAAUAAUAAAUCUCUAUUAAAUAAUAAA
Monomorium pharaonis (pharaoh ant) is the source of this 1091-nucleotide messenger RNA. Its product is annotated as alpha-tocopherol transfer protein-like. Gene Ontology annotation, cellular component: membrane. The transcript has 3 exons. Gene Ontology annotation, molecular function: phosphatidylinositol bisphosphate binding. Bases 76 to 981 code for a protein of 301 amino acids. Lineage: Eukaryota; Metazoa; Arthropoda; Insecta; Hymenoptera; Formicidae. The record is from RefSeq and is a predicted model, not a curated record.